This is a messenger RNA of Lytechinus pictus (painted urchin), 2789 nucleotides long. Its product is annotated as complement receptor type 2-like. Lineage: Eukaryota; Metazoa; Echinodermata; Echinoidea; Temnopleuroida; Toxopneustidae. The transcript is spliced from 6 exons. Bases 152 to 1153 code for a protein of 333 amino acids. The record is from RefSeq and is a predicted model, not a curated record.
AAAUGCAAGAUUGUUUGAGAGCAUGAAUCAAGUCUUGAACAAUCUCGUUCUGAGUAGGGUUCAUAUAUGAACCUAUUUCCCAUGUUUUCUGUUAAAAAGUUACCAUGAGAAUACAUACAUCUUAGCCUGAUAAAAAAAUUAAAAAUUAAUCAUGCAUUUGAUUUGGAUGCUGGUUCAUACAACUGCUCUUUUUAAAAUUUGCAGCGCCGUUGGAGGGAUCGUUUGCGGAACUGACGAAUGCUCACCGCCUAUGGUAUUCGGGGGUGGCACCCCUACAUUUACCCCAGCCUCUCCUUGCAUACAUAAUGGUACCAUCGUUGACGUCACGUGCAAUGGGAUACUCUUUGGCCAAUCAGAAUGCGCCUGUGUGGAAUCCGACUACGUUGAUCCACCACCAACGUGUGAAGAAUAUUACUGUUCCAAACCAGCCGCACCUGACCAUGGAUUCGAGAUCGAACCAAAUCAUGAAUACGUUCUUUACGAUGUCGUCUCUUUUUCAUGCGAUGAUGGUUUUAUUUUAAGAGGAGCUCAGUCAAUAAUGUGCACAGGGAAUGGUGAUUGGCAUCCGUCCAUCCCUAAUUGCUAUGAAGACUGUGUUACACCGUUCAUUGCCAAUGGAAACGCUAAUUUUGCACCGGGUAUUUCUGUCCAUGAUCAAGAUCAAUUGAAUGUAUCAUGUGACAUCAGCUUCACUCGAGAAGGAGUGAAUCAGGUCACGUGUUAUGACGGUGAAUGGUAUCCAGCUAUUGGACACUGCUUCAAUAAAUGUGAAUCUCCAGUGAUUCCCAAUUCAGACCAUUCGGUAAACCAUGGUGACGUCGAUCACGGUGACUAUGAGAUUAUUACAUGUAAUACUGGAUACACGUUUGGAUCUGGUUCGGAUUAUUCUCAUCCACUGACGUGUAAUAAUGGGACAUGGGACGCAUUCAUUCAGUGUUCAGCAAAUUGUGAUAGUCCUCAAUUUCCAGACUCCAUGAUGAUAACCCCUGUAGCUCGAGUGGAUGGGUCUUACUACCAAAAUGACGUCAUUACAAUCACUUGCGCUCCGAAUCAUGAAGUUAUCAAUGGACCACGAUCUGCAAGCAUGCCAUGUGAUAAUGGACAGUGGACACCUACUCUUCUACCUGUUUGUAAACAUAUUAAUGAUAACUAAAUUACAUGGGCAGAAAUCCCAGGGGGACAGGUGGGCGCGUCCCCCUACCCAAAAUAGUAGGGGGGACACAAUAUCAAAAUAAUGUCCCCCCUACUAUAUUUGUUAUUUUAUGAUGGAAAGAAAUACAUCAUUCAAAAUCGAAAUAAAACAUGUAUUUUGGUCGAAGUGACCUUACAUUCGGGGUGAUAACCUUUCUUUAUUUUUUUUGCUUGUCAAAUUUAUUUUGGUCGAAAUGACCUAACAUUUGGGGUGAUAACUUUUUUCUUUUUUGCUUGUCAAAUUUUCCAACCCCUGGUCCCCUACCUUUGGGGGAGAGAUUUCCACCCUAGGCUAAUUACCAGGUAUGGAUCAAGGGGGAGGGACCCCCUUUUGAAGACCUUUUUUCUUGCUUGUCACAAAAUAUUUCGACGGGAAAGUGCUUCCAACAGCGAUAACCUACAGCUCUCUCUUCUUUAAAGCUGGUCAGUAAUUGUUGUCCCCCCCCCCCCUUUCCUGGAUCCGCCCAAGGUAAUUACUAAUCGGCAGAUAUCUAAAAGGUAAUGAUAUCUAGAUCAUUUUGAAAUAUUACCUUGAAAAUUUCCCAUAUACAAGCACUACUGUGAAAAUAUCAUGAGAAAUAAGUUUCCAAACAAUCAUAACACACUCUACUGUUAAGAGAAAGUGAAUCACAUUCUAAAACAAACAUAGUUAUAUGAGAAGGCUAGAAAAUAGACCUUUAUUAUUUUGCAAAUCAUGGAAUAAAAGUUCCAGAUAUCAAGUAAUAAAAUACAAUUUCACGUACAAAUCAAAUUUAUUUUCAUACAAUUAGCAAUGUGUUCAUAACCCUCAUUUAACAUAAUAUUGAAGAAAAGGAAGAGUUGAAGUUCGUUGGUAGAAUUUUGCAUAUUUAUAUAUCACAAUCAUGGUUUAGUCGCUAGCAUAAAAGUUACAUUGAGUAUACACAUAGUGAAAUAAGUGCAUUUAUAACAUGAGAAAAUUUAACUGACCAGAAAAGAAGCGCUUGUCUUAUGACUUUGUGACAACAAAUAUUCAAAUAUUAGUUAUGUGCAACUGUUACUUAGUUUAAUCAUAAUCAUUUGAAUAUUUUCUGGUAAAUUAUAUUCUUAUAAAAUUUUCUUUUAUUAGAUCAGUGAUUAUUUUUUACUAUAGAUAAUCAUAAAAGAAACUAUGAAGAGACAUAGCAGAUAGUAUUGCAGGUAAUAACAAUUUGCAUGAAUGAUCUGUUUAGGUGUUACAAAGGUUUUACAGAAUAAUAGAAAUAAAUUUCCUUACAUUUUGUUGUUAUAAAGACUUAUUACAAUUCGAAACUGAAUUCACAAUCAGUAUGGAUAUAUGGAACAAAAUGUCAUCCAUCUUCAUCAUGAUAAGUGAAUACUCUGCAAAUUCAACACUUUGGAAGCACCUGAACUCAGUGCUGAUUGGGUGCACAAUAUGUCACAUUCUAUCAUAAAGUUGAACUUAGCUCACUAUACAAGCUCCUAUGAGUGUAAGUCAAACUUUAUCACACUAGUAUGCUUAAGUGAUCUUUCUGUAAAGGAUCAACAUUUCUACUUUCUCAUCCAGGAUGAUCUAUUUCAUAAUACAUCAAUAAUUUCAUGAAUGAAUCAAUAAAUAAAUAAGAAAAUGUUCAAAGAAA